AUGUCCGCUCGGCUAUUCCAGAAAUCAGACUACAAUGUUUCAAAGCUUACGACUAUAGUCGAGGAUUUUGAUCUACUAGACCAUGAAGCGUUAGAUGAUAAACCCGAACCAGCAAAAGCUUCAAGUUCAAAAGUCAAGUUUUUGGAUACAAAACCUAAAGUAGUCGAAUUUCUCGAAAGCAUUCGCGUUAUUUCUUCAACUACGCCAUAUCUUUAUAUCGACAUAGAGGGAAUAGAGCUGUCGCGACAUGGUAACAUUUCUAUCUUAGAGGUUUACGUCCUCCCAGCCGGCAAAACCUAUUUACUAGACAUCUACACCUUGCAAGAGAAGGCGUUCUCAACGCUAGACUCACGAGAAACAACUCUGAAGAGAAUCCUGGAAUCGAACGAGAUCAAAAAGGUUUUUUUCGACGUACGAAACGAUUCGGACGCAUUGUUUGCUCACUACGGAAUUCACCUUGCUGGAAUCCAUGAUCUUCAGUCAAUGGAACUCGUCACUCGGUCCUACAGCAAGAAAUUCGUCACAGGUCUUGGCAAAGGUAUCGAAACGGACGCUCCGAUUACACCCACUGAAAGACUAGAUUGGACCCGUGCCAAAGAACGCGGUAGAGAACUCUUUGCGCCAGAGUGUGGCGGGAAGUACGAAGUAUUCAACAAUCGCCCAUUGUCACAGGAUAUCCUGCAAUAUUGCUGCCAGGAUGUUGAAUUCCUACCUACACUUUGGAAGACAUACGAUGAUAAGAUGACCUCGAAGAAACGAGAGUGCGUUGUGAAGGAGAGUAUCAGGCGAGUUAAUCUAUCCCACAUGCCUAAUUAUGAUGGAAAGGGAAGAUCAAGGGCUCUGGCCCCUUUUUGCUUUGUCUGA
Penicillium cosmopolitanum is the source of this 864-nucleotide messenger RNA. RefSeq lists its product as uncharacterized. The coding region runs from base 1 to 864 and encodes 287 amino acids. The record is from RefSeq and is a predicted model, not a curated record. Gene Ontology annotation, biological process: nucleobase-containing compound metabolic process. The transcript has 2 exons. NCBI's taxonomy places the organism in Eukaryota, Fungi, Ascomycota, Eurotiomycetes, Eurotiales, Aspergillaceae. Gene Ontology annotation, molecular function: nucleic acid binding; 3'-5' exonuclease activity.